This is a messenger RNA of Paramecium sonneborni, 1264 nucleotides long. Lineage: Eukaryota; Ciliophora; Oligohymenophorea; Peniculida; Parameciidae. The record is from the annotation of a GenBank genome assembly.
AUGAACUAUGAAAAUGCAUUAAAAAUAGCAGCAAAAGAAGAAGUAUAUAAAUUCUGUAUAGAUUAAGGUAGCCUUUUUUGGAUAAUGCUGUAAAUUCAAAGAUAGACCAAAUGAUCCAGCUCCUAUUGAUAGAGCAAUACAUUUUCUCUUUUUAAAGGAGAAUGUAAGUCAUUUAAUUCUUUCAUAACUUAGAAUGUAGAUAGAAAGACAGCUUUACAAUUUGGAAUGCGAAGACUCUGUAAAAUUGAUAGUACUAAAAUAUUUGAUGGUCCUGCUGAUCAUAGAAUCAUGAAAACAAAUAAAUUACUUUCUGGAGCUGUAAAUGGUUGGUAUAAUGGAGCAGCAGAAACUUAAUUUGAUUUAGGUUCUGGUUUCACUACUAAUAUUGUUAAUAAUUAAAGCAAUAGUUUUCAUUUAAGAAAUAAUUAUCUUGACAUUAGAGUUUAAACUUCAGAAAGAGAUAAGAUUGAUAUGUAAAAGUUUGAAUUCUCCAAACUUAAUUCAUAAAGACUGACGUAAGAAUUAUGUAAAUUAAAAUAAGAAACUUAAUAAAAAAAUAAUCAGCCAAAAUUAUAUGUUGAAGUAGCAGGAUAAAAAUUAUUUCAUAUUCUCGAUUAAAAUAAAUAUAAUCCUACACUUUUAUAAGAAUUUAAAGCUUUCUCAACUAUUGAAGAUAUUGUUCAUUUACAUUAAGUCAAAUCUCUAGAUAAAAUUGAAUCAAUUAGCAAUCCACAAGAAUCCAAUACUUCAAGAUUAAGACAAAGAGCAAUGACUAAUUUAUAAGAUUAUAAACAAACAUUUCUCAAAAAAAAGAGAUUGUCAGAACAUCCAGAAGAAGAUUCUUUAAAGAUUUACAAAAAGUUAUUAAAAUAGUUAAGACCAGAAGAUCAAUUUAUUAUUAUCGCUUAAAAACCUAAAAGACUCUUAUAAAACAAUCAUACCAAUACUUCAAGAAAAAGUACAUAAUAAUCCUUCUUUUUCAAUCUGACUAACAAACAAACAGUCCCAUCUAAUACUAACUUUAGUAAUUCAUAACAAACUUCAUAAUUUAAUAAAGCCACCAAUUGUUUUUAGCAGAAAGUUGAAAACUUUGUUAAAUAAUAACUACUUAUUCAAAAUACUAAAUCAUUAUCUCCACAAAUAGAUUGUACAAAUUUACAAUUAAAAUAAGAUGUAAUUUAAUUAUUAAAAUUAGCUAUACAAAUAAUUGAAAUUAAAAGAAAUUCAAAGAGUUUAGAAAGUUAAAAUUAAUUCUUAGAGAUGA